AUGGCUGCCAUCGUGAGAAUAAAACGCAGAAGAGACGAGGAUCCGGUAGAUUCGCUUGUGUUUGUCUGUAAGAAAGCCAAGUUAUGCGAAAAAGUUGCUGCUGGGGAUGAGGAGCAGCAGGAACUACUGAGGAUUGAAGAUAAAUUCAAAUUUGCCGGAACUGUUGAUGAUCUUGACGAUCAGACAAACGCAAAAGAUGAUUCUGUUAUUAGAACAGUUAGGAGUGCAAUAAAGAAACGUAAAUUAGAGAAUGAACAAAUGAAAGUUUCUUAUCAAGCAGCUGAGCCUCAACAAGUUAGAAAACCAAACAAAUCAUUAACAAAAGGAUAUGCAAUUAUUGGGCAAAAGACAGCAGAUAAUUUGGAUUCUUUAGGUAGUUCAAAGAAAGAAUCUGUCACUGAAGAAUCUAAAUAUUUCCUUUUCAAUUUGGAAAAAAUAGAGGAAUCGUCCGAAGCCAAAAAAAAUGAGAUAAAGUCCAGCAUAAGUUGCAAUGAUGCAACCUUGACCAGAGAAAAAGUAUCCAAUGAUAAGAACUACGUUUACGAUAUCUUCUAUAUGAAUGAUUACAAAUUUGAUUUUUCACUUCUGCAAAAUAUUGAAUCGGUAGAGGCCUACAGGGAGACUUAUGAUUUUCAAUACCUUGAAGAUGCUGAUGAAGAAGUUUACGAAGAUGAAGAUAAUGAAGAUGAUGAAUCUAAUUGGAGGAAUGAUUACCCAGACGAAAACUUGUGCUUCUAUGAAUCAGAUGAUGAUUAUAAUGGUUCUGAUUAUGAGAAUGAUGAUUUGAAUUGCUUUGGAGUUAAUGAAACAGAUGAUAUGAAGGCAAUUGUUUCACAUGUAUCAAGAAGAUUAAGUUUGGGUAAUUAA
Molecule: messenger RNA, 867 nt
Organism: Helobdella robusta
Lineage: Eukaryota; Metazoa; Annelida; Clitellata; Rhynchobdellida; Glossiphoniidae
Exons: 5
Coding region: 1-867 (288 amino acids)
Biological process (GO): developmental process
Source: RefSeq, a predicted model, not a curated record